AUGCUCUCAAAAAUUAGCAGAGGAAUCUCUCAAUCAAACAGAAAAUUCUCAACCAUUGCUUAACUCAAGGCCAGAGAAAUUCUUGACUCUAGAGGAAACCCAACUAUCGAAGCUGAUGUUAUUACCUCUACAGGUCAUGUAUUCAGAGCCGCAGUUCCAUCAGGUGCUUCCACUGGUAUUUAUGAGGCUUUAGAACUAAGAGAUAAGGAUGAGAAAAGAUACCUCGGCAAGGGAGUCCUCCAUGCAGUCGAUAAUGUUCAUAAAAUCCUUAGCCCAGCACUUAAGGGUCUUAAUGUUGUUGAUCAAAGCAAGAUUGAUAAAUUGAUGGUAGAAUAAUUAGAUGGCACUUAAAACGAAUGGGGAUGGUGCAAGCAAAAGGUAGGAGCUAAUGCCAUUCUUGCCGUAUCACUCGCUCUUGCUAGAGCUGGUGCUCAUGACAAAAAAAUUCCUCUCUAUCACUACUUAGCUGAGCUCGCUGGUAAGAGAACUGAUAAGUUUGUAACCCCAGUCCCAUCACUCAAUAUCAUUAAUGGAGGUGCUCAUGCUGGAAACAGUCUUGAAAUUCAAGAAUUCAUGAUCAUGCCAACUGGAGCCUCUAGCUUCAGAGAAGCUAUGAGAAUCGGAGCUGAAACUUAUCACCAUCUCUCCAAGCUCUUGAAGAAGAAGUACGGUAAAUCUGCUUCAAACGUUGGAGAUGAAGGUGGAUUCGGUGCACCCCAAAUUAAGGACGAAAAUGAGACUCUUGAACUCAUCCUUGAAGCCAUCUAAAGUGCUGGUCAUACUGGCAAGAUCGAUAUUGCCUUAGAUGCUGCUGCCUCUGAAUUCUUUGAUGGCAAGACCGGUAACUACAACCUCAGCCAAAAGACUGGAAAGAAUGACAGAAUCCUCACCCCUGAUCAACUCAUUGAUCUUUAUGCAAAUCUUGCUUCUCACUAUCCCAUUAAGUCCAUUGAGGAUCCAUUCGAUCAAGAUGAUUUCUCAUCUUAUCAAAAAUUAACUAAGAGAAUCGGAGAUAAAAUCCAAAUUGUUGGAGAUGAUCUUUUAGUCACUAACCCAAAGAGAGUUCAAUCUGGUAUUGAUGGUAAAUGGGUCAACGCCCUACUCUUAAAGGUCAACCAAAUUGGUUCAGUUACUGAGUCAAUUGAAGCCAGUAACAUGUCACAAAGAGCCGGUUGGGGAGUCAUGGUUUCUCACAGAAGUGGUGAAACUGAAGAUAACUUCAUUGGAGAUCUAGUUGUUGGUCUAGGAACUGGAGAAAUUAAGAGUGGAGCUCCAUGCAGAAGUGACAGACUCGCCAAGUACAACCAAAUCAUGAGAAUUGAGGAGGAACUCGGCAACAGAGCUGUCUAUGCUGGCCACCACUUCAGAGAUACCUCAAAGCUACUUUGA
Molecule: messenger RNA, 1389 nt
Organism: Stylonychia lemnae
Lineage: Eukaryota; Ciliophora; Spirotrichea; Sporadotrichida; Oxytrichidae
Source: the annotation of a GenBank genome assembly